Molecule: messenger RNA, 1508 nt
Organism: Panicum hallii
Lineage: Eukaryota; Viridiplantae; Streptophyta; Magnoliopsida; Poales; Poaceae
Product: protein tas-like
Exons: 11
Coding region: 109-1188 (359 amino acids)
Source: RefSeq, a predicted model, not a curated record
CGUAGACUUUUUCCUCUCGGGCAGAGGCAGACGGAUAGGGUGGGAACAGAGCAUCUUCUUCGUCCUCGGGAACGAGCAGAGGAGCCACGCUGCCGAGGAGUCGAGGAGAUGGCCAUGCCCACCUUCCGCAUCGCUCCCGACCUGCCACCGGUCUCCCGCCUCUGCUUCGGGACGAUGACGAUGGGGGAGCAGAGCGGGACGACGAGCUCGCUGCGCCUCCUCGACGCCGCCUUCGACGCCGGGGUCAACUUCUUCGACUCCGCCGAGAUGUACCCGGUCCCGCAGCGCAGCGAGACCAGCGGGCGCAGCGAGGAGCUCCUCGGCCGCUGGCUGCGGGCCCGCCGGGCCCCGCGCGACCAAGUCGUCGUCGCCACCAAGGUCGCCGGGCCGUCCGGCCAGAUGACGUGGAUCCGCGGCGGGCCUACGUCUCUCGAUUCGCAGAACAUCACGGAUGCAAUUGAUGACAGUUUGUGCAGGCUGGGUGUGGAUUACAUCGACCUCUACCAGAUACACUGGCCCGAUCGGUAUGUUCCUAUGUUUGGGGAAACAGAGUAUGACCCGAGCAGCCAGUACACGUCUGUUCCAAUGGAAGAACAACUCGAGGCUCUUGGAAGAGCCAUAGAUGCAGGAAAGAUCAGGUACAUUGGCCUUAGUAACGAGACUCCAUACGGCCUGAUGAAGUUUCUUCAGCUGAGCAAGGACUUUCAGUUGCAUUCCAAGCUACUGACAGUGCAGAACUCAUAUAACUUGCUGUGCCGGAAUUUUGAUUCUGGAUUGGCAGAAUGCUGCCAUCACGAGAGAAUCAGCUUGCUGGCCUACAGCCCAAUGGCAAUGGGUAUACUUUCCGGAAAGUAUCACUCCUCUGAUGACUCUGGUCCACCAGAGGCAAGAAUGAAUCUUUUCAAAGGGAGAUAUUCUGAAGGCGAAUCCCGAUACAAACUUCAGAGUCCUGAAGUGAAAUUAGCUGUGAAGGAAUACACACAGAUUGCUGCGAAGUAUGGAAUUUCUCCAGCAACCUUAGCGAUAGCAUUUGUAUUGAGACACCCGCUUGUCGCAUCAGCUGUUUUUGGUGCUACUAAACUAUGGCAGCUUUAUGAGGUUCUUCAGGCAGCUAGGAUUCAUCUCCCCGAGGAAAUUCUUGUUGAGAUCAAUGAUGUUCAUGCAAGAUACCCGAACCCUUGCCCAUAAAUUUCUUAGUAGGGAUCAUUUUUGUUUGCUGAUUGCAAUAUCAGUAUGAUUAGGAACUCAGGAUGGGGCUGCAAUUUUGUUAGAGCUGAGUUAGCCAUCUACUUAUCAUAUUCAUUCUCUCUAGCUUUGUCAAUGAUGUCAGGCCCUCCACAAUGUAUCACUUGAGUGAUGCUCCAAUUGGAAACAGAGUAUAUAGGCUUCGCUCUCAACACUGCAACCAGCGAUGCCCAAACUAAGAAAAUUGGGAGCGAUGAACCUACAAGCGCCGAUGCCCAUCGAAUAAACAAACAAAUAAACUGAAGUUUUGCUGUCGCUUGCUC